ACUAUAUUAUAGCUAAUCCGUCGUCAGAGCGAGUAUUGCGACCUAUGUGUUUCGUCAAACAGCUGGAACUACAAGAAUACAAAUUUCCGGGAUACGUGAGCACGCCUACCCCUCGAACGAAUUUAGCGAAGGAAUUGGAGAAGUACAGCAAACCCCCACCUGAUUUCACAUUCGACGUGUACAGACCGAUAGCGCCUAAGCCUAAAGCACCAGCCCCUCCACUCACGACGUCAGAGCCGGAAGCUGAUGUUGCUCCUCCUCCAUCUCUUCCUCAUCCCCAGAGGCCCACGCCCAUCGUUGUAAAACCCAAGCCCCAGCAGAGAACUACUUUCAAGCAGUUUUCCCUGGAGCCUACAUCAGCUAUCAACCUUUCUACUAAAAGCAAUGCUGAUAAUGUUAUGGACCUGUCCUCAUCCAGUUCUCGUACCAUCCAUACUCUUGACCUGAGCGCAAACACACGUUGUCCAACAGGAAUAUGUACCAGUUCGCUGUCCAGUAAUUCAAAUAUUCUUCAUCCGACUCCUCAAAGGCCAACUGUUUUAGUCACUCCAAAACCUAUAUUUGGAACUGCCAUUGAACAGACAGAACCUGUUGAUUUCUCCACAGGCACAACAACAGCCACCAGAGUUGGAGUGAUAGCGGGACCAUUGGCUCCAGUUACUGUGCAACCACUAUUAGCGCCCAACGACUCUUUACCUCUCUCUCCCCCUCCUGCGAUUGUUCCACAGGCUCCUCAGGCUCCUUACCCUUCUCCCAUUCGCUCUCCAUUCUCCCAAAUCCAAAGCCCAAUCACGCUGCAGGCCGCGGUGCCUUCUCCCCAUCCGACUUCAUUACCAGCAUCUUUACCUUCUGCCUUAUCAGCCUCGUUGCCUCCUAGUUCUUGCCAACCUGUGACUGUGUCUCUUUCAAGCCCUCAUCAUCCUAUCGGCCUGCCAGCUCCUCAACAAUGUGCUGGACGCCUAGCGGGAUCUACGACAAGCCAAGUGCAGACUGUGCCAUCCACCAUCCAGGUUAGCUCUUAUGUGCUGUCUUCCACCCAAACGGCCAGUAUACCGCUCUCAUCCGUCAAUUUCAACCCUUCCUCAUCUUCAUCUUUUACUAUUGCGUCACUGUCCACAUCACAUGUCCCCUCCAUUUUAGCCUCUUUGGCACAGACUCUUGUUGUCACUGCCACUUCCCAUCCACAGGCUCAGCAAACACAAUCAGCUCCAUUAAUCAGAUCUCCUGCAAGUACAGCAGCUCCCAACAACAUUGCUGCGUCUCCCUGCCUCACUUUGUCCGUUACAACAGUGCUGACGCCCACUUCCAACACACAAAGUCAGUGCGUCACAACUUGUGGAGCUACACGUCAACUUACUUUAGUCACUCCAUCUCAUGACUAUACCUGCGAUAAGGACAGGAUACCUUCACCUAAACUGCUAAAGAAUGCCUUGACAGCAGCGAAAAUCCGGGAAAGUCGCGAGCCUGUUCAUUGUCCGACACCUGGUUGCGAUGGUAUGGGACACGUAUCCGGCAAUUACGCUACUCAUAGAAGUUUAUCAGGUUGUCCUCAUGCUGAUCGCUGCAAUUUACAGGCCCAGCAUCAAGAUCUAAAAUGUCCGACACCUGGUUGUGAUGGAUCAGGCCAUAUAACAGGCAAUUAUUCUUCUCAUCGUAGCCGAUCUGGCUGCCCAAGAGCGAAUAAAUCAAAAAAGUUCCUUCCGAUCGAUAAGAUGGAAGCUGAGCCUCUGCGCUGUCCUGUUCCUGGAUGUGAUGGUAGUGGACAUAUUACAAGAAAAUUUCAGUCACAUCGAAGUGCGUCAGGUUGCCCUAUUGCCAACAAAGGAAAAGUGAGAUAUGAAGUGAUGGCGUUUGAUGGAAGACCUAUAAAAAUCGAGCCAAAUGCUUCUUCAUCUUCAAAUGAUGGAAGCCCAGUUACCAAUGGCAGUCAUUUGAGCUUUCCGGUGGGAUCAAAAGCUACAAAAAUUUUUCAGCCUAUCAAAAGGCAGAGAUUAUCAGUGGAAGAACCUGAAAAAAAUGGAGAUGUGGACAAUGAUGAAGAAAUUCGAGUUCUUGAAGAAGAAAUUCUGGAAUUGCAGGAAUAUAAUGCUAAAGUGGAAUCUGAAAUGAUAAAACUGCGAACAGACAUCUCUCAGAUGGAGCAACAUAUUCGCAUGACAGAAAGGGAUAAUCAAUCUCUUGCCCAGAAGAACCACAAUUUAACAGAAUAUUAUGAAACACUGCGGAACAAUUUUAUAUCUUUGUUAGAUCAUGUAAGACUUCCAAACUUUGAUGAGAGACCUACACGAGAAAAUUUUGAUGCCUAUUUAACAAGGCUGCAGACACUUUGUUCAGAAAGUUGCCGGGAAGAAAACAGAGCGAUUUUGUCUUCGGUGAAACAAGCUCUUCAAGAUUUUAACUUCCCAUCAAGUGCUGCUAGUGGCUGGCUAAGAUCAUGAGUAGUCUUCAUGCCAAGAUAAUUGUGAUAUAUUUAUAGUUGUCAUAAAUUAUUUUUAUUUGCUUAAUGUGAUCGUUGAAACAAAAUUGUGUUUAAUGUUAAAAACUAUGAAAGGAAUGGAAAGUGCUUAUUGUAAAACUUUUCCAUACUCGUUUGGUGAUGUAAAAAUGUCCCCUUAGUAUUUUGGAAGAGAAAUAUAAUUUUUGUUGUUUGCACUUCUAUUGUAUUUUUAUUGUAAAAAGGUGUGCAUUUUUAAAAUGGUAAAUGUUACUGAGAUGAAUGUCAUUAUUUUAAAAUAUUUAAUAUUUUCCUGUUUCAGUAACAAGUCAUAGGAUAUUUCUAUGUAAUGUUUCAAGCUAAUGACCAUUUUUAUUUUCUUUCAUUAAAAUUAUAAGCAGAUUAUGGAAAUUAAUGCUUUGCAUUAGUAUAGCAUUGAUAUUUAUUUAAAUAUUUUUGUCCUUUAACAAUCAAAAGGCAAAGUUAUCAUUUGCCUUAUGUAUAUUGUAUAUGUAUAUAUAUAUGUAUGUUCUACAGUCUUGAUUAUGAAGACUAAUUUCAUUAAACUAGUCUUAUUAAAAUGUUAGGUUCUGCUUGAAAUGUGAA
Messenger RNA from Stegodyphus dumicola, 3040 nucleotides. RefSeq lists its product as uncharacterized. NCBI's taxonomy places the organism in Eukaryota, Metazoa, Arthropoda, Arachnida, Araneae, Eresidae. Gene Ontology annotation, molecular function: DNA-binding transcription factor activity, RNA polymerase II-specific; RNA polymerase II cis-regulatory region sequence-specific DNA binding; zinc ion binding. Gene Ontology annotation, cellular component: nucleus. The record is from RefSeq and is a predicted model, not a curated record. Gene Ontology annotation, biological process: regulation of transcription by RNA polymerase II.